Messenger RNA from Fusarium vanettenii 77-13-4, 824 nucleotides. RefSeq lists its product as uncharacterized. Bases 54 to 527 code for a protein of 157 amino acids. The transcript has a single exon. The record is from RefSeq and is a predicted model, not a curated record. NCBI's taxonomy places the organism in Eukaryota, Fungi, Ascomycota, Sordariomycetes, Hypocreales, Nectriaceae.
CAAACAGGUCUGAACACUCCCUCAGACAGUUAACAAUAGAGACCAAUCUCACAAUGGACUCCACGACCCGCGUCAUCCAAGCCAUCGGGCUCACUUCGUCCAUCUUCCUGGCUGGCGCCAACAUCGGUGCUUCGCAUCUCACUGUGCCGCUUCUCUACCAACAGCCCAUCUCUAUCAACACAGCCUUCUUCAAGGACUUCUACAUCCGAGGCGCCGUAACCUUGGUUCCGCUUUCCAUUGUAUCGGCUUCAGCCUCGGCAUUUGCCGCAUACCUCGUCCCUUCUCAACGCACGAUUUGGGUCGCUGCCGCUGUGACGACAAUCUCCCAGAUACCCUGGACUGGGCUCGUGAUGAUGGGUACCAACAACCGACUGAAUGCCAUUGCGGCCAGCAAGGUUGAGCUGGAAAAGGCAAGCAAAGAGGAGGUAGUGGACUUGUUGAAGCGUUGGCGAUGGAUGAAUAUUGUGCGAGGGUCUCUGGCUCUUGUGGGAGGACUGACGGCUGUCUGGGCUGCGAUGAGUGAAUAAUCAGUUGCCGUCGGGGUAAGCUCUUUAUCGAAUGGAACAUUCUUGCUAAAAAUGUGCAAGCUUCGGUUUCAGUUAAUGUCACAGGCGAUGUGGAUUGUGGCCGAGGGUGAGACAAGGACAUAUCCCUCCCAAUGAUUCAAUUUCAAGUUUGGCAAUGUCUGCUUCAUCGUUUCCUUUCAGAGCUGGGAUUAAUUAGUGAUGGCGGAGACCAGAGUAUAACAAGAAUGGUUGUUUGAAACUAUCUAAUAAGAAGGGAUAUCUCGAGAAUUUGAGAUUUUUGCGAAUGAUAGCUAGCCU